UCCGGGAUUGUUCGUUGGAUAUUGGGUGCAAUGUGGAUCCUGCAUAAGCCACGGUUCAGCACUAUACUAGAUGUGGAUAUAAAUGUGACGUUGGGGAUAUUAAUUUGCGCAUCUAUUCGGAAGAUGGCGCUGAAACUUUUAUAGUCAAAAUCAUAUAACACUCUUAUGAAAGUUUCCUUUCUGUCUCACUUUGUUUAGCAUUGUUUGAUUCAUCUCUUGCUGAAAACCGGCAAUUUCCACCCGGGCCAUUUUGCAGGAAGAAAGGAAACCGGCAAUUUCUAUAUAUAAAUGUUUAUAUCUGUGCCUUCAGUCAACGUACCUAAAUAUGAAUUACUCGUACCGUCCGAUGAUGUUUACCACACACCAUGUGGACACAUUUUUCAUUUCCAGUGUUUACAGAAAUGGUUUGAAAGGUCAAACACUUGCCCGCAAUGUCGUGAAAGAACAACUCCAAAACAUAUACACAGAAUAUAUUUUAAUUUCUCGAACGAUGAUUCCAUUGUAAUGGAUAAUACAGUUUUGCAGAGUACAAUUGAUUCUCUAAGAUUCCAGCUAACUCUAGGAAAAGAAGAAACCAAGAACCUCAGAGAAUGCAAAGAGAAAUUGGAGUUGAAAAUAGUGCCACUUGAACAGCAAAUUAAACUCUUUGAAAAAAAGUUGAAGGAUAAAAAUAGUACAAUUGCUGCACUUAAAGAACAACUUCAGUAUUUUAAACUGCAAUGUGCAGAUGUGGCAGAGAAAGAUCAUGAAAUCAAAACGUUAAACAAGGAACUAGAAAAAUUGCAGAGUGUGCAAACCUUGAUAAAUGCUUCUGCAGAUGAAGUAGACGAUAUGAUGAAAUCAAAUCGCUCUGACCCUUCCACACUACGGACAUAUAUAUCGGUAUUAAAAAGAGAACUCGAUAAUAGUAUAAUUCAGAAAAAACAACUAAGGGAUAAAUUAGCAGCGAAAAAGAAGGAAUCUGUAGAAUUGUCACAAGUUCGAAAUAAGAUGAGGCAAUUGAAAGAAAUGUUAGAGUAUCAUGAAGAAGAGGCAGCAAGCAUGCAAACUAAACUUCUUGAGAUACAAACUGCAGCAAGUAACUGUAAAUGCAAAAUAGCUGCAGAGAUUAAACAGUGUCCAGAAGAAAGUGACAAGGAGCAGGAAGAAGUACUUGACUUAGUGGCGACAAAACAUACAACAAAUUCUUGUAAUAGUAUAAUUUUGAAGGAUAAAGAAGAUAGUGAUUGUAUCGUGAUUAUAAAUAACGCGGAAAAUACUCCACAGAAUAUAAAAUCGCAAGGCUUCUUCUCGAUGACGAAUCGUAAUAUAAAAAGGAUUAAUAAUAACACAACAGUACCUUCGAUACUUACGAAAAAAUUGAAAUUUAAUGAAUCAAGUUCUCAGAAAACUAGUAACAGUGGCAUGACUUUCGACGGCUUUGGUGGACAUGCCAAAUAUGAUAAAUUCCCUAAGCCGGUUCAAGGUUUACACUUAAAAACGUCCAGAGAUAAAUUCGUUGAAUUUUCAGCAGCGCCUCAAAUUAUACCGAGAACAAUGGUUCAGAUCAAAUUUGGAUUAAGGAAAAUAAUGGAUGGCAUUGUUGAUGCAGUGUAUUCUUUAGCGAAUGUACUCCAGAAAGAAGUAUCCACUGACCUUUUCGGCUAUGUCUCGUACUCGUUUUGGGUUGCUAUGUUCCUGUUCCUGUUCGUGCUCAUCUAUGUUUGUUACUCUCUGUACUGUUUCCAUCAGAUCGUCAAGAGAAAUAUGAUUGUCACCAUCGAAAUCUGAAAAUGAAGACAUCAAUGUGGCUAUUGCUUGCGCUUUCAUAUACUUGAAGCAGUUCGCGUUGUAUGUGUUUGUACAAUCAACGAAUUAGUUUUAUGUCAUGAAGCAUAUCAUGGAAAAAUUAAAGGAAGGACGAAGUGACAUUAUUGUAAAGAACGAUAAAUAAUUGAGACAAUAUAUAUAACAGAAAAUAUGAUAAUUAUUGUCAGCAAGAAUCAGUUAUUUUAAAAUCGGAAUUUUUUAAAUAUAUUUGAAAUAAUUUCA
Messenger RNA from Dinoponera quadriceps, 2031 nucleotides. RefSeq names its product E3 ubiquitin-protein ligase TRAIP-like (gene nopo). The record is from RefSeq and is a predicted model, not a curated record. The transcript has 10 exons. Lineage: Eukaryota; Metazoa; Arthropoda; Insecta; Hymenoptera; Formicidae. Bases 289 to 1770 code for a protein of 493 amino acids.